GAUGUGGAGGAAUGCAGGCUGUGUGUCAAGGAAAGGGAGCACGGGGGAGAGUGUCUGUGCGCGUCUGUGUGCGCGGGAGAGAGAGGGAGAAGGGAGAAGAUGAGAGAGAGAGAGAGAGAGUGAGGGAGAGAGAGUGAGGGAGGGAGAGAGAGAGGCGAGGAUCGCUACAUCUCGGAUGCUGCUCCACUCGAGUCUGCUCUGCGAGAAGCAAAGAGAGCAGUCCGAGCGGCGCUGACGGCGGCAGACAGCAGCAGACAGCCUUCUCUCCCUGAUGCCGAGCGCAGCGGCAGGUGUGCCUUACCCUGCCGCCUGAUUUCCAAGGCAAUUACAAGUGUUGCUAUUUUGAGAGGCUGUGUGUGUGCAGGCUGCCCGGAGGACCAGCGCAGCGGGCUCAGCUGCUUUCCUCCCUUCCCGCCGUUCGCCUCCCCCCUGAAAGAACAGGAAGGCGGGCGCAGAGCAGAGGCUAGAGCCAUGGACUUUCCCGACAGGUAGAUCCAGGUGGACGGUUGGAAUAUUUUUUUGGUGGGUGGGUGGGGGGGGAGGUCACCGGAUAACUACGGCGUAUAGGGCAGGGCGUGAAAAGUUUUCGGCAGGGGUUCGGAAGGCCCGAAUAUCGCGAGGAGGAUGUCGAGUUUCGGGAAACUCACGGACUACUUUCACCGGCGCAAGUCCCGGGAGGAGCUCCGGGUGGGGCGGAGGGAGUCGCGGCGAAGCGGCAGCUACUGCUGCACUGUGGCUGAAGCCAGGUCACUGGAAAGGAAACUACAGAGACCCCUCCUGGCCAAGUCCCGCACCCUUCCCAGCAUUCCUCAGUCCCCUACCGUGGCCAGGGUGCUCCACUCCGAUCUGGUGGACGGCAGUCCUCCUCGCAGAAUACAACCCAGCACCAGCCACCCCAAGGCUUGCACACUGCCACCUGCAGACGAGGCCUGGAGGUUGGAGGACGACGAGGAAGAGGAGGGCGAGGAGGAGUCGAGCCACCUGCGCGCGGAGGUGCGCCCGCGCUCCCAGUCGCCCUUCUCCCAUUUCCGCUCGCGGGCCGCCUACCUGCGCAAGAGCGUCUCCGUGGACGACCACCUGGGCAUGGUGGAGUACAGUGCCCCGCCCCCGGAGGGCAAGGGCCGCCGCGGCGGCAAGGGCAAGCUGAAGAGGAAGUUUAGCCUGGGGUCUGCAGAUAGGAAGGAGGCACAGCAGAAGAAGCCCGAGUCCGGCAUCUCCAAGUUCACUCAGCGCCUUUCGCUCAAGGACCGGCAGGCCAAGCCCGAAAAGAACGCGCUGGACAGACCUCCGUCCUACAGGAGGCGCUCUCUCAGUCUGGACUGGGCUGAGUCUUCCAAGAUGACCCAGCAAAUGCGCGAGCACCCUCCGGCCCCGAGCAGGAAGUCUGCCAGCCUCUCCUCGCCCAGCGCCGCCCGUCGCCUCUACCGCAACCUUUCCGGCAAGUUCCGCGUGGGCAACCCUGGCCUGGAGGACAGCGUGGUGUCGGGACGCGGAGACAAGGAGCGCCUACGCAAGUCUGCCAUGUUCCAGAGCAACGAGGCCUUGUUCGAGGCGGUGGAGCACCAGGAGCUGGACCUGGUGCAGCUGCUGCUGUCCCAGUACAGCCUGGAGGAGCUGGACCUCAACACACCCAACAGCGAGGGCCUGCUGCCCCUGGACAUCGCCAUCAUGACCAACAACGUGCCCAUGGCCAAGCUCCUGCUGCAGGCCGGGGCCAAGGAGAGCCCGCACUUCGUGAGCCUGGAGGGGCGGGCGGUGCACCUGGCCACGCUGGUGCGGGAGGCGGAGCAGCGGGCGGCCGACCUGGCGGCGCAGGUGGCCAGCGAGGGGCCCGGCGACCGCGAGGCCUCGGACCGGGAGCGGCAGCUCAAGGCCUGGGAGUGGCGCCACCGGCUCUUCAAGCGCAUGCAGACGGGGUUCGAGCACGCCCGUCCGCCGGACGCCCCCAGCAACGUCCGCCUGUCCGUCGGCAGCAACUCCAGCCUGAGGGUGACUUUCCAAGAGCCCCUCAGCGUCAAUUCGGCCGUCGUGACAAGAUACAAGGUGAGCUGGAGCUGCGUUCCCUCCAUGUGUCCCCUGCUGGGAGAGAUCGUGGUGGAGGACACCAGAACCCUGCAGUGCACCAUCUCUGGACUCGCGUCGGGGACUCACUACUAUGUGCAGGUCUGUGCUUACAACAUGAAGGGGUGGGGACCUCCACAGUCAUCUGUCCCAGCCUGCGCAGCCCCCUCCAGCUGGAGGGAGAUCGACGGGCGCGAGCCGCGGCAGAAGGGCCAGAAGGAGGCGCUGGACCAGCUGCUGGAGCAGAUCAAAGACACCCACCGGCACUGCGUGUGCCACGAGCAGUGCAAAGCACCGGCGCACGCGAGGAAGCACUCCGUUUCCAAAAGCCUGCGCCACCUCUUUCAGCCCACCAGCAAAUUUGUGAAAAGCUUGAAGAGGGGCCUGUACUUGACCUCGAUAUUCUACAGAGACGACAACGUACUGGUCACUCCCGAGGACCAGAUUCCCAUUGUGGAGAUUGAGGAUUCCUACUCCAGCUCUCUGAUGCAGGAUUUCCUGUGGUUUACUAAGGUGUCCUACUUGUGGGAGGAGAUCUCCUGGCUGCAGCAGUGUCUGAGCCCCUCCCAGUCCUCCUGCUCCUGCGCCCUGCAGACGCGGCUCAAGACGCUGCAGGCCGUGUCCCUGCUUCAGGGCAUGCUGGGAACACAGGACCUGGGACGGGUGUACUUUGAGCCAAUCAAAGACAAGCACGGAAACGUGCUGCUGGUGACCCUGCGGGACAUGAGCUCCAGCCCCAGCCUGGACGGGGUGCGCUGGACCCCGCUGUGCAAGCUGCAGCUCCAGCGCAAGUCCAUCUCCUCCCCCGAGGAGCCCACGGCCCUGGACAUGCUCCUCAUCACUCUGCAUGAGAAGCUGGCCUACCAUCGGCGCAGCAGGAAGCAGCUCUCCCCAGGCCUGUACCUGGGCUACCUGAAGCUCUGCAGCUCCGUGGACCAGAUCAGGGUGCUGGUGCCGCAGAAGCUGCCCAACGUGCUGUGCCACGUCAAAGUCCGAGACAACAGCAAUGUCUCCAGAGAGGAGUGGCAGUGGCUGCAGGCCCUCAGCUGUCUGGAGGAGUCGCUGGAGAUGGAUCAGGACGUCCAGAGUGCUCCACACCGCCUCCUGCAGGACCUACGCAGCGCCUGCAAGGAGCUCAUUGCCCACAUCAACAUCCCUGUCAGCCAGGCACAGGACUUCCGCAUCUACAGCCAGGAGGUGCUGGAGUUUGGCGAGAAGGUUUCCUUCCUGCUCCUGUUGCCUCCCUCGGACGACGUGUGCACCGCCCCUGGGCAGAACAACCCCUAUUCCCCCCGGUCCGGCUUCCUCACGCUGCCGCUGCAGGUCUUUGAGCUGGUUCACUUUGAUGCGUACUGCCAGAGUUUCAUUGGCCAGUACUGCCGCGUGUCGGCCCUGCUGGAGCUGGAGUCCCUCAUGUCCCAGCAGAACUUGAGAGAGGCUUUCUCCGAGUCUGAACUACUGGGGGCCAAGCAGAAGCACCAGCAGGUCCAGGAGCACAUACAGCAAAUGGAGGAGGUGUGGAGGGAAGCGCGGUGGAUCAUGGAUGCCCUGCAGUACGCCCGCUACAAGCAGCCCUCUGGAGGCAUCUCCGUCGGCUGGAUCAUCGACUUCUCCAGGGACGUGGUUCCAGAAAAGCCGCCCUCCACCUCCUCCCAGCUCGACUACCUCCCCUCCCCUAUGCCCUCGCCGGAGACCAGCCGCAAGCACAACUCAGAUUUCCAUGGACUCUCUGAUGAAGAGGGCUCCUCCGAGGUCUUCCUCACCACAGACAGCGACUACGACUCCAGCCGUGCCCAGAGCCCCCGUGAGCUGGACCUGCUGCCCUCCUCGCCGUGUUCCUCGACGGCUGAGCCGGGCGGCUUCCUCCGCGAGAGCGUGGGCGGGGUCGGGGGCGGGGUCGGGAUGGGCACCCUCAGGGACUCCACCCCGGACGUGCUGCAGGCCUCGGAGCUGUCGCCGGGCGAGCCGGGCGAACGGCGGCGCGCGACCGAGCUCUUCGACAGCGACUUCAUCCUGCCCAGCAGGCAGAUCGAGCUGCUGCGCAUCACGGAGAAGAGGCAGGCCUUCUGCGUGCGCACCAGCAGCCUGGAGUUCCCCUCCGCCCAGCCCUCUGCCUCCCCCGCCUCCUCCCCGCACCGCCGCUGGCACCGGCCCUCCUCCGUGGACCGCUGCUGCCCGGCCGAGCGCUGCCACCAGCCGCCGCCCGCCCGCACCCUCUCGGAGGACAGCGGCUCUCAGCGCUUCUCGGAGCCGCAGCACAGCGCCCACAGGAGGGGCUGGCACGUCACUCUAAGGGUGUACCCGCAGUACCGCACGGGCCUGCCCAAGGAGACCAGCGUCAAGCUGCGUGUAACACAGCGCACCUCGGCGCGGGAGAUGGUCCGCCUGGUCGUGCAGGAGAUGAACGAGGUGUCCCAGAGGCUGCUGGGAAGCCCCGAGCAGUUUGUGUACCGGGAGGACCAGCUGGAGCACUUCGGCCUGGUGCUGGUGCUGGAGGACAAGGAGAAGUGGCUCCAGGACGACUUCCGGCCCCUGGAGCUGCAGAACCCCUGGCUGAGGGGCAGGCUGUGCGUGCGGGUCAAGGAGUACUCCCCCCUGGCUCUGCAGUUCAGCCGGGCCACCACCGUGUGAGGAGCACCGGGGCAGUCCUCCGCCUUCCCACCAUCCCCCCUGCUCUGGCCGUCGCACUUCCUGCAGAUAAGGAGCCUCUCCUCCCUGGAGGAGCGAGCUCUGGUCUCAGAGGCACACAGAAGGGCCAGAGGGAACCCAGGCAUGUCCUUGGCCUCUCUCUGUGACAGAUUCUCUUGAAUCCUUUCACAUGUAUCACACAGACCAGCACUGUUGCUGCCAAGCAUCGUUUGCUUUGUAUCUGUUGUUCCACGCACGCUGCAGUGAGAUAUCCUGUUAAGCUCCUCCUCCUCGUAUGCUUCCUUUCGCUUUCUCAUCUGGACACCAAAUGGAGAAACAAAAGUUUUCCAAAUAAAAGUUGGGACUGUUAAAAAGGAUGUGAUUUUCCAAGUCAUUGCAAAGAAGACUGAAGUAAUGCCAUGUCGGCAUUGACAAUAGCAUAUGACAAACAUGUGCGCCGUCAACAACAUGUGACACGGCCAACCAGCAGGCACCUACGCAGCACAGCAGAACAGCAAGUACGUGUCUUUUCUCAUGAGACCCUUCGUCAUGGAGGAGAUUUUGGCCGCAGCUGGAGGCUCAUCGCCCUGCACAUCCCGCAGAUCCCUGCAGCUUUUCCCGAGGAGAGCCGUGGGGGCUGGUGUGGCCGUACAGGCUUGUGUCCCCACACCAGUCAGAGCCGUGUUUGCUCACCCUCAGUGCAGGACGCCGCACUGCCUCUGUGAUCAUUCUUCCGACGAGAGAGCCAGAACCAUUUCACACUCACGCGAAACACGUGUGUGAUGCAAACAGCGGACGAGCGGGGCUGAGUGCAGAGAGAACACGUGCGGGAGCCUGGCAAAGUCUACUGAACGUCUGAAGCUUUUUAAUAUGUUGUCCGUUUCGCAAAAUUCAAAGGCUUGAAAGUGACAAGACCGGAUUCUUGUGUUGAACACAUACAAAGAGCAAAUAGAACAAAAAAAAAGAGAAGCAAUACUCUUCUUCCGUGAAUAUUUUUUUUUCUCAUUUCUUGAGAUUUAUUAAGGAGCUUGUAUUCUUCCAGAACUUUUUUUGAUGACUUUGACAAUGUACCAUGCUGUACUGAUCGUCAGUCUAGAACCGUGCUGUGCUUUGUGUCUUAUGGACCAGUGGUAUUCAAGUUGCACCAGUUCGGAGUGAUUGUUACUUAUGUUUUGUUAUUCUAUCUGUAUGUACUUCCAUCAGUGGUCCGAUGAAGUGAAAAGCCAAAGUCAGUCUCUCCUCACAGAGAUGGCUAAGGCCUGAAAACCAGCCCACAUUUACAAAUAUGCUGAGAGAGGCAAGGCAGUUUUGUUUAUUCUGACUUCCAAGAGCCUUGUGUUUACUUGUAUUGGUCCAAUAGGAAAUAAGUCUUCUUAACUGCUGUUGUUUUAUUUGUAAUAGAAGAGUCCUGGUUUCUCUGGCACAGUUUUAUCAUUGUGUUAGAGCUUGGGGAUAUCUGUUUACUCACUCUUUGCCACAGAUUUUACAAGGGCAAACAGCAAGAACAUGCACACACAAAAUGUACUUUAGAGACCAAGAAGACAACAAAGUAAUAAGGGGAAACAUAAUCUGUCCAAACUUUGUGUACAAAGAAUAAGUAAUGUUUUCUCUUGGUAACAUAACAGCUUCAUGGUUAUGUACAGUUAAUAAACUGGUCCAGUGUGUGUUUCAGGGCUACAUGUACAAAAGAUAGAGGUCUUUCUGAGGUAUUUAACCUUCAGAUUCCCUUACCAAUUAAAAGGAAAAAAAAGCCCCUUUUAAGGAUCAAGUGGCAGAAAAACUGGGGAAAAACUCAUGAAGGAAACAUAGCGUCAUUUUUAAAAGUCUAUUUUUAUUGAACAAUAAAUGAAUAUUAUAAAAGA
Messenger RNA from Anguilla anguilla (European eel), 6551 nucleotides. RefSeq names its product ankyrin repeat and fibronectin type-III domain-containing protein 1 (gene ankfn1b). NCBI's taxonomy places the organism in Eukaryota, Metazoa, Chordata, Actinopteri, Anguilliformes, Anguillidae. Gene Ontology annotation, molecular function: protein binding. The coding region runs from base 625 to 4692 and encodes 1355 amino acids. Gene Ontology annotation, biological process: establishment of mitotic spindle orientation; signal transduction; regulation of establishment of bipolar cell polarity. Gene Ontology annotation, cellular component: spindle. The transcript is spliced from 23 exons. The record is from RefSeq and is a predicted model, not a curated record.